This is a messenger RNA of Mya arenaria, 597 nucleotides long. RefSeq lists its product as uncharacterized. Bases 7 to 597 code for a protein of 196 amino acids. Lineage: Eukaryota; Metazoa; Mollusca; Bivalvia; Myida; Myidae. The transcript is spliced from 5 exons. The record is from RefSeq and is a predicted model, not a curated record.
AUCGUAAUGAUAUACCUGAAUGAUACCCAGCUGUGUUCCAGAUUGUUUUACGUUUUGUCUGUGCUAUAUGUACUAAAUAUGGACCUGAAAGAAGUAAAUGGUUUACGCUGCUGGAAGUGUAUCGCUCACGACUGUGACCUUGACCCUGAAGAUAACUACAAGGCUACCAAGGUCGAUUGUAAAGGUGGAAACCAACAGUGUAUGAAAGUCCAGUACCGGAUGUUUGACAACGUCACGCAUUACGAUUCUGUGAUACGCACAUGUACUGACAGACCGUGUCACGUUACACGUAUGGACGAGUUUUUUAAGUGUAUAGGCACACCUAAGCAGUAUAUGAUUAGUGGAUGUACUCUACCAAACUUUACUGGCAAAGAGAAUGGCGUCACAGCGCGACAAAGAUUCUUAUCGAGUGUCACUUACGCGUAUACUUGGUCUGAAACGCUGUCAAUGUGUAUAUCAGUGAGCGGGUUACCCGGCUUGAAGUGUAUCGCUCACGACUGUGACCUUGAUCCUGAAGAUAACUACAAGGCUACCAAGGUGGACUGUAAAGGUGGAAACAAACAGUGUAUGGUACCCGUGCCAAACAAGCAACCAUAA